UUGUCAACUAUUUUGCAGGUCCCGAAGAUAUACUGAAAUUUCUGGGCAACGAGAGCGUCGUGGAUCACUUCAAGCUCGUCACCAAGGACGGCAACAGCCUGCUCAUCGGUGCCAGAAAUACCGUAUUUAAUUUAAGCAUACAUGAUCUCACGGAACAGCAAAGUCUCGUGUGGUCGUCGCCGGAGGAAGAUACCAAAAUGUGUCUGAUGAAGGGCAAAGAUGAGGAGGCCUGCCAGAACUACAUACGAAUCAUGGUGGUGCCCUCGCCAGGUCGCCUGUUCGUCUGCGGCACCAACUCGUUUCGGCCCAUGUGCAACACGUACGUGAUCAACGAGAGCAACUAUACGCUGGAGGCGACCAAGAACGGUCAGGCGGUGUGCCCCUACGAUCCGCGUCACAACUCCACCUCCGUGCUGGCGGACAACGAAUUAUACUCUGGCACUGUGGCAGAUUUCAGCGGCAGUGAUCCGAUUAUCUAUCGUGAGCCUCUCCAAACGGAACAAUACGAUAGCCUCAGUCUCAAUGCGCCAAAUUUUGUGAGCUCAUUUACCCAGGGGGAUUUUGUCUACUUCUUCUUCCGGGAAACGGCUGUGGAAUUCAUCAACUGUGGCAAGGCGAUUUAUUCGCGCGUCGCACGCGUCUGCAAAUGGGAUAAGGGCGGCCCGCAUCGCUUUCGCAAUCGCUGGACCUCGUUCCUCAAGUCCCGCCUGAACUGCUCCAUACCGGGCGACUAUCCGUUCUACUUUAAUGAGAUACAAUCGGCUAGCAAUCUCGUCGAGGGACAGUACGGCUCCAUGAGCUCCAAAUUGAUUUAUGGCGUUUUUAAUACGCCAACAAAUUCAAUUCCCGGCUCAGCGGUUUGUGCUUUCGCCUUGCAGGACAUUGCCGACACGUUCGAGGGACAGUUCAAGGAGCAGAGCGGCAUCAACUCCAACUGGCUGCCAGUAAAUAAUGCCAAGGUGCCCGAACCGCGUCCUGGCGCCUGUCACAAUGAUUCACGAACGCUUCCGGAUCCCACAUUAAAUUUCAUCAAAACACAUUCGCUAAUGGACGAGAAUGUUCCGGCAUUUUUCGGUCAACCGAUUUUAGUGCGGACGAGCACAAUUUAUCGCUUCACACAAAUCGCAGUUGACGCACAGAUCAAAACGCCCGGCGGCAAGACGUAUGAUGUGAUUUUCGUUGGCACAGACCAUGGAAAGAUUAUAAAGUCCGUGAAUGCCGAAUCAGCUGACUCGGCCGAAAAGGUGACAUCGGUGGUCAUUGAGGAGAUCGAUGUGCUGCCCAAGAGUGAGCCCAUACGCAAUUUGGAAAUUGUGCGAACUAUGCAAUACGAUCAACCGAAAGAUGGCAGCUACGACGAUGGUAAAUUAAUCAUUGUCACCGAUAGUCAGGUGAUAGCCAUACAACUGCAUCGAUGUCACAAUGACAAAAUCACCAGCUGCAGUGAAUGCGUCGCAUUGCAGGAUCCGUAUUGUGCCUGGGACAAAAUUGCUGGCAAGUGUCGCUCCCAUGGUGCGCCGCGUUGGCUGGAGGAGAACUAUUUCUAUCAGAAUGUGGCGACCGGUCAGCAUGCAGCCUGUCCCUCAGGCAAAAUCAAUUCAAAGGAUGCUAACGUGGGUGAGCAGAAGGGCUUCCGCAAUGACAUGGAUUUACUGGAUUCGCGUCGUCAGAGCAAGGAUCAGGAAAUCAUAGACAAUAUUGAUAAGAACUUUGAAGAUAUUAUCAAUGCGCAGUACACGGUCGAGACUCUGGUCAUGGCCGUGUUGGCCGGCUCGAUAUUCUCGCUGCUGGUUGGCUUCUUUACGGGCUACUUCUGUGGCCGUCGCUGCCACAAGGAUGAGGAUGACAAUCUGCCGUAUCCGGAUACGGAAUACGAAUACUUCGAGCAACGUCAAAAUGUGAACAGUUUCCCGUCGUCGUGCCGCAUACAGCAGGAGCCGAAGCUGCUGCCACAGGUGGAGGAGGUGACGUAUGCGGAGCCGGUGCUACUACCGCAGCCACCACCGCAGAACAAGAUGCACUCGCCAAAGAAUACGCUGCGCAAGCCACCCAUGCACCAGAUGCACCAGGGCCCCAACUCGGAGACGCUCUUCCAGUUCCAACCAGACGGCUAUAACACCCAGCAAUCAUAUCGCGGACGAGACAACUUUGGCACACUGCGUUCGCAUCAGGUGAUGGGCGACAACUAUAGACGCGGCGAUGGCUUUUCGACCACGCGCAGCGUCAAGAAGGCUGUAAACAACACAAACACACGAAACAGAAGUCUUGGUCGCCCAAGAAGACAGCCGCCCCGUCAUGGUAUUGUAACUCAGCACCGUUCAAAUAGCCCGCAGCAGCAGCAGCAACAACAACAGCAGCCGCACUCCAGCUCCGGCUCAUCGCCCGUAAUGUCGAACAGCAGUUCCAGUCCAGCUCCGCCAUCGAGCAGUCCCAGUCCGCAGGAGAGCCCCAAGAACUGCAGCUACAUUUACCGUGAUUGAUUGAUAUGUAACACCAAAUCGAUGCCACUCAUCCAGGCGUUGCCCACGC
Messenger RNA from Drosophila navojoa, 2529 nucleotides. It is a transcript of the gene Sema1a, whose product is annotated as semaphorin 1a. The record is from RefSeq and is a predicted model, not a curated record. NCBI's taxonomy places the organism in Eukaryota, Metazoa, Arthropoda, Insecta, Diptera, Drosophilidae. Gene Ontology annotation, cellular component: plasma membrane. Gene Ontology annotation, molecular function: semaphorin receptor binding; chemorepellent activity. Gene Ontology annotation, biological process: axon guidance; semaphorin-plexin signaling pathway; neural crest cell migration.